AGUCAGUGCGGAUCAUAUUGAAGCAUCAGUGGGACCUGUUUGUGGGGUGAAGCUACAAGUCAAUAUUUUAGAUUCUGCUCUUCACAAUUUCCUCCAUAUUUCCAAUUCUUUCACUGCGUCAUCACCUGCACAAACUGAGUUUGACUCGCUAGACUCUAGAUCGUGAAUCCGAUGCAAAGAUGUCUGUUGCGUACCGCUCUUCUACCGUGACAAACAUGGACACUGACAACAGUAGAGUUGGCUAUUGCCAACUUUUAGGAGAUGGCAGCAAGUUCCAGUAUUCAGUUCAUGCAUUGAGAAACAACCCCUUCAGGGCUGCUACAGUUGUUCUUGGGCUGCUGUGUGUUCUCCUGUUGGCUGUGGUCAUAGGUCAGAGUGUCCACUAUCAAAACGUAAAGCAAGACCAUCAAAACAACCUAAAAUCUGCAAGUGACGAGAAAGAGAAACUACAGGAGGAGUUAAAGACGCUGCAAAAGGAAAAAAAAACACUUGAGACCAGCCGUGAUGACUACGAGUACAAAAACACUAUCUUAACAAAGAAGAGAAACGAAAUACAGACCAAUAACAAUUUACUGAUGGAGCAAACAAACACACUUAAAAUGAGCCAAAGCCAGUUACAGGCCAGUAACGCUGCUUUCAGCAAAGAGAUAGAACAGUUAAAAGCCAGUAACAACCAGUCCGAGACUAAAAACAAGGACUUGUCUACUGCCAGAGACUAUUUACAAAAGCAAUUGGAUUUAGCGAUCAAACUCAAAAAUGACGCACUGACCAGCCAUGACACACUGACCAGAAAAAAUAACAAUUUACGGAACGAAUUAAAUAAUGUAACCAGAUUAAAAGACAAUCUGGAGUUGAGUUACACUGACUUGGUUCAGAAGGUAGAGCAUUUGCAGGACAGAUACAACUUUUCUAACGGUGAAAAGGAGAAGAUAGAAAGCAGUCACCAAAACCUGACGUUAUCAAAAGAAACUCUGCAGGCCUCUUACAACCUGCUGGUGAAAGUGACCGAUGAGCUGCGGGCUUCUCACACCUCCUUGAUUCAGGAAAAACAAGAUCUGGAGAGCAGUUGCAAAAUGAUGGGUGCGGAAAAAGACCUGUUGGAGGUGAAAAAUUACAACCUGACUCUUGAGAUAGGUGAAAUACAGGUGGAUAUUGAGAAACUGAAGAAAAUCACCCCAGCGAGGAAGUGCUCCAGUGGCUGGGCAAGCUUUCAGUACAGCUGCUACUUCACCUCUUCUAGCAAAAGCAACUGGACUGUGAGCAGAGAAUACUGCCAAAAAAAAGGCGCCGACCUGGCUGUCAUAAAAAGUCAAGCCGAAAUGCUCUUCGUCAAUGGCUUGUAUACAAGUGAAAAACAUAUCUGGAUUGGACUGACUGAUGAAGGAAUAGAGGGAGAGUGGAAAUGGGUAGAUGGGACACCAUUGACCACGACGUUCUGGGGCAAAGAUCAGCCCAACAGCUUUAACGGGAGGGAGCAGGACUGUGUGGAAUUCCAGCUGAAAGCGGAUGGGAAGAGCACCUGGAAUGAUGAGAAUUGUGAAAUAAAACAACAGUUCAUCUGUGAGAAGUAGUCUACGUGUUUGCAGGGGCGUAAUGGAAUAAAAUACAUAUUAUGUGAUCAAUUAUUACACAAUGAAAGUGAUGAGUAAUUGUAAAGUGAAAUUUAGUAGAUGACGUAUUUUAUGCUGAUAAACUGUUCUAUUUACAUGCCGUUGAAACAAAUAUGCGAGCUUGCUUUACAACGUGUCCUCUUGCACCAUACCAUACAAUGUUGGCUAUUUUGUAUUCAGAUAUGGCUUCUGCUAAAGGGAGUAUUAAAGCUCACACAUAAUCCUACAAACUGCAUCUAUAUUUUAUGUAAAUCAACACUUGUAAAAAAUGUUGCUUGAAUUGCAACAAAAAUGCUUCUUUGCUUAUUUUAUUAUCCUAUAAACAUAAUUCAAUGUUCAAAUAAAGUAAUUUACCUUUUGCCACUCGUUUAAUGAAUUACACAAAUACUUUACUGGGAGUUUGUUAAUAUGCUCGAGCAAUUUGGACACCUGAAGCUAUAAUUACAUUUUAUAAAACUUCAGUUCACAAUGUGUUUACCGUCUA
Molecule: messenger RNA, 2094 nt
Organism: Pungitius pungitius (ninespine stickleback)
Lineage: Eukaryota; Metazoa; Chordata; Actinopteri; Perciformes; Gasterosteidae
Product: CD209 antigen-like
Exons: 7
Coding region: 180-1571 (463 amino acids)
Molecular function (GO): signaling receptor activity
Source: RefSeq, a predicted model, not a curated record